GUUAAAAGAGUGUAACCCGACUGGUCAAUGAACCAGCUCAUGCACACCCCAACCUCCGCGUGGAGGUAUAUGCCAAAUUCCCCCACAUUUAUAGAUGACAGAAGAUAGAAGGUAGAUCCAGCAUAUACAUACAUACAUGUAUAUAUAUAUAUAUAUACCACCAGCAUUACCAAAUAAGUUUUACAAUCAGCAAAAAGAAAAGGGAAAAGAGUUAGUUUUAAGCGGCCAACCGGUCGCUAAGAUUUAAGCCUCUUUACUAGCUAGGUAGUGGAAGCCUGCAACAUCAAUGGCGGAACUUGAGAAUCCAGGGGUGAUGCCUAAAGUCAUAGGUCUGGUCUCCGGCGUUCUUGAGAGAGUGGCGGAGGCAAAUGAUGUGAAUGCAAGAUUUGGUCCUCAGAGAAUUUCAGCGUUUCACGGCCUAACUAGACCAACCAUUUCAAUUGAAAGCUACCUGGAGAGGAUCUUCAAGUAUGCCAAUUGCAGCCCUUCGUGCUUGAUCGUAGCUUACAUUUAUCUCGAUCGCUUUUCGCAGAAGCAGCCGCUCCUUCCCAUCACCUCCUUGAGCGUGCAUCGCUUGCUUAUUACCAGCGUAUUGGUCUCCGCCAAGUUCAUGGAUGACACAUUUUACAACAAUGCUUUCUAUGCAAAAGUGGGAGGAAUUAGCGCAAUGGAAAUGAACCUCCUGGAGAUUGACUUCUUGUUUGGGCUGGGCUUCCAGUUAAACGUGACACCCACCACAUUCUACACCUACGCCUCUUUUAUCCAAAGACAGAGUUGGCUUCCCUGUCCUCCUCCAUCCCGACUACAACCUUCAACGCCCGACAAUUCGACGCCGCCAAAUCUCCACCGUUGCGUCAGUUCUGCUCACCGACAACAACAGUUAACCGUUUGAUCAAUAAUUCGGGAAACAAAGUAUUUUGGAUCUGCCCACCACCGGACGACCAGAAAUCGAAUUUCCAAGGCACCAGAGACGAAAAUUCUCGAAUCUCUACUGUUUUCUUUUCUACUGGAAAGACUCUCGUCAUUUUGGUUCUAGGUUGUGAAUUAAUCAUGUCUGAUACUCUGCAGUUUCUGUGCUAUCUUAUUGGCUCUCGGGGAUUUAUAAUUUUGUUUUCUCAAUGUACAUACACUCACUUCAAUCAGCUGCACCUUUUACCCAUAA
Molecule: messenger RNA, 1162 nt
Organism: Coffea arabica (coffee)
Lineage: Eukaryota; Viridiplantae; Streptophyta; Magnoliopsida; Gentianales; Rubiaceae
Product: cyclin-U4-1
Biological process (GO): regulation of cyclin-dependent protein serine/threonine kinase activity
Molecular function (GO): protein kinase binding
Source: RefSeq, a predicted model, not a curated record